AUGUCCGCCCCUGGAGCUGGUCACGAAUUUCCUGCCCAAGAGGUUUCUUGGCAGAAGCGCGAUGUUCUGCUGUUCGCGAACAGCAUCGGCGCCAAGGCCGACGAGCUACACUUCCUCUACGAAUUACACCCGAACUUUGCUGUCUUCCCCACCUACCCCUUGAUUCUACCCUUCAAGCUCACCGACCAGGAGGUGACCGAUUUCUAUGCGCGCCAGAAGGCUGUAAAGAUCCCUGGCGUUCCCGACUUGGAUCACCGCCGCGGAGUCGAUGGACAACGCAAGAUCACAGUCUUGAAGCCACUGCCCCCUACGAGUGCCGGAAGGAAGUUCCAGCUGCGCAAUAAGGUCAUCGGCGUCUACGACAAGGGGAAGCCCGGCACCGUCAUGGAGACCGAGCAAUCGAUCGUUGACGCCGAGACCGGUGAGGUGUACUCCAAGGUCGUGAGCAGUGGCUUCUUGGUUGGCCAGGGUGGCUGGGGCGGCCCUAAGGGCCCUGCUACGGUGAACUUCCCCCCUCCCGAGGGUAAGAAGCCCGAUGCCGUCCAUGUCGUACAGACCAACUUGGAAACUGCCCACCUGUACCGUCUGAAUGGCGACUAUAACCCUCUGCACGCCGACCCCGUGCCCGGUCAGAAGAUGGGCUUCGGCGGCACUAUCAUCCACGGCCUAUUUAGCUGGAACUCCGCUGCCCACGGAAUCUUGCGGGAGCUUGGUGGCAGCAACGCUGAGAAUCUCAAGGAGUUCCAAGCUCGGUUCGCGUCUCCCGUUCGCCCGGGUGACAAGCUCACCACUGAGAUCUGGCGCACGGGCGAUGUACAGGCUGAUGGCUUCGAGGAAAUUCGCUUCGUCACCAAGAACCAGACUGGUAAGGCUGUUUUGAGCAACGGUCGGGCACUGGUGAAGGUUACUGGAGCGAAGAGCAAGCUGUAA
Messenger RNA from Penicillium subrubescens, 930 nucleotides. RefSeq names its product putative peroxisomal dehydratase. NCBI's taxonomy places the organism in Eukaryota, Fungi, Ascomycota, Eurotiomycetes, Eurotiales, Aspergillaceae. The transcript is spliced from 5 exons. Bases 1 to 930 code for a protein of 309 amino acids. The record is from RefSeq and is a predicted model, not a curated record. Gene Ontology annotation, cellular component: peroxisome.